AUGAACCCAUCUCUGUUCCAAAAUUACACUUGGAACAACAUCAUCAUCAACAACAACAACAAGAGUGAUGAUCAUCAUCAUAACGAUCCAAUCGGUAUGGCAAUGGACCAACACACCCAUCUCCACAUCUUGAACGCUUUCACUUCUUCCUCUUCUUCUCAUUUUCCUCCUCUCUCUUCUUCCCUCACAACAACCACUCUUUUCUCCGGAGAUCAAGAAGACCAAGAAGACGAAGACGAGCCUCUAGAGGAACUCGGCGCUAUGAAAGAGAUGAUGUACAAGAUAGCAGCCAUGCAGCCCGUCGACAUCGAUCCAGCAACCGUCAAGAAACCCAAACGCCGUAACGUUCGGAUCUCAGAUGACCCUCAGAGCGUGGCGGCGAGACACCGCCGUGAGAGAAUAAGCGAGAGGAUCAGAAUCCUCCAGAGACUCGUCCCAGGUGGCACCAAGAUGGAUACAGCUUCAAUGCUCGACGAAGCCAUACGCUACGUCAAGUUCUUGAAACGGCAGAUCCGGCUACUCAAUAAUCCUCCUCGGCCGCAAGAUCAAGCUUCUCAGGCGAUGACGACGUCAUGGGCUUCGCCGCCACCACCGCCAGAUUUCUGUGGUGCUGGUAGAGGAAGAGAAUUGAUCUAA
This is a messenger RNA of Microthlaspi erraticum, 636 nucleotides long. The record is from the annotation of a GenBank genome assembly. NCBI's taxonomy places the organism in Eukaryota, Viridiplantae, Streptophyta, Magnoliopsida, Brassicales, Brassicaceae.